This is a messenger RNA of Papaver somniferum (opium poppy), 768 nucleotides long. RefSeq lists its product as uncharacterized. The coding region runs from base 1 to 768 and encodes 255 amino acids. The record is from RefSeq and is a predicted model, not a curated record. Gene Ontology annotation, molecular function: RNA-DNA hybrid ribonuclease activity; nucleic acid binding. NCBI's taxonomy places the organism in Eukaryota, Viridiplantae, Streptophyta, Magnoliopsida, Ranunculales, Papaveraceae. The transcript has a single exon.
AUGGUGAAACUGGCAAAGAACAAAAGUCCAUCCAUAAAGGAAGUUUGGAGAGUUAUUUCAUUUAUUACAAUGAGAGAACUGUGGUUUGCUAGGAACAAAUAUAUUUAUGAAGAAGAAGCUUUUUCCUUAGAGAUAAUCAAGUCAAAGAUAUUGAAAUUUACAGUGGAAUGUGAAGUCAGGAUGAAAGCAUCAAUGUGGAAUAACUCUUAUGACUUACAAGUUUUAAAAGCUCUGGGAGUGAAAUGGAUAAAAGUUAAAGGAACUAGAGUUAAAGAAGUUUAUUUUCAACUUCCUCCUCAAAAUAAGAUAUUGUUGUGUUGUGAUGGAGCUUCAAAAGGUAAUCCUGGAAUAUCAGGGUAUGGUUUUAUUGGCAGAAUAAUCUCUGGUGAAUACCUAGUUGUUGUUGCAGGUGCUUUGGGUGUUUCAACAAACUUUUUUGCAGAAAUACUUACUAUUUUGAAUGCAGGUGAAUGGGAAGUGAGCAAAGGUUACAAGGAAGUAUGGUUUAGAACUGAUUCAGCAGCUGCAAUUUCAGCAUUUCAAAACAACAAAGUGCCUUGGUUUGCAGUAAAUAGAUGGGAAAAAAUAUGUGCAAGCAUUAUAUCCUGGUGCUUCAUACAUAGCUACAGGGAGGUGAACUUCUCUGCAGAUAACCUAGCAAAGAAAGGAUCUACCUUAUCAAGGGGAGAAAGAAGAGAAUAUUAUUCAAGACCUGCUUUCUUGAAGACCAUGGAAUUACCAGAUCAUCCAUACUACAGAUUCUGUUAA